Messenger RNA from Camelina sativa (false flax), 873 nucleotides. RefSeq lists its product as uncharacterized. Gene Ontology annotation, cellular component: peroxisome. Gene Ontology annotation, biological process: regulation of gene expression. Lineage: Eukaryota; Viridiplantae; Streptophyta; Magnoliopsida; Brassicales; Brassicaceae. The record is from RefSeq and is a predicted model, not a curated record. Gene Ontology annotation, molecular function: RNA nuclease activity.
UCUUUUUAAGCCCCCACCCCCAACUAGAAAGAGAGCUAUAGCUCUUCCUUUCCAUCGACCGCCACAGUCACAGUCACAGAUCUAAACCCUAACUCUCUGGUCGAUACCAUGCCUUCCGUGACCACUGAGACUAAGAUAGGGGUCUUCUGGGACGUAGAGGAUUGCAAACUCCCUGAUGGUCUCCAGCCUCAUACGGUAUCUAGGAAUAUCAAAUCAGCUCUACAGAGACAGGGUUAUGGUGUUAACAAUGUGUCAAUCAGAGCUUAUGGUGAGAAGCAGAACAAGUCCAAGGAUGAGUUUCUCCACGAUGAUAUCAUGUUCUUACCCGCUGGAGAUGCAAGUGCGAGAUGUAAAAGGAUGGUGGCUGAUAUUGAUUCAUGGGCUUUGAACAAUCCUGACUCUAAUUUGAUGCUGAUCUGUCGAUGCAACAUGGAUUUCGCCACUUAUCUCAAAGAUUUGAAAGCUAGAGACUUUCACAUUCUAGGAGCAAAGCCAGAGAACGCACCGCCAAAUUGCAGCGACUGCAGAAUCACUUUGGACGAGCUUUUCACUCAAGCAUGAAUUUGGGAAAGCCUAUCAUCAGAUGGAGGAGGAGACCCUAUCGCCAGAGCUUAGUCAUUUUGGAAACUAACUAACUAGACUUUUUUUUUUUUACCUAUGCCUUUUGUUUAAGUUGUUAGUUAUUGGAAAUGUUUAAUCUCGUUUGUGUAUUCUCUCCCCUAGGUAAGAAAACCAUUAAGUUUGAAGUCAACAUAUAUAGGUUGAACAGAGUCUAUGCUUGACCAAAGAGAUUUGUGUUUGUGUCUCAGUUUGAACAGAGUCUAUGGCUAUGCUUUCUAAGUUUCUAUGCAUAAAGAGCCACCUUUCAUUCUU